UCGUUACACCAUCGUUCGAACGGUGGUAAAUUUACAAAUUUAUAUAAUAAAUAAAUCACGCGUGCUGGAUUAAAUUCCAUAGUCAUGCUUUUACAAGAGUAAUUUGACUAAUAUAGAAAUUCCAUAUACGUAGUUUCGUACGCAGUUAAUAAAGAUAAGUCUUGACGAUACGCCGUAUUGGAUUACAGUGUGAGAGAGACAAAUAUACACUACGUUUCUUAACAAUACCAAUAAAGGAAACACAAUAGUUUGUAAUGCGUUUACGCACAUCGGCAAAUACCGCUUGGGUAUCAGUGGUGACAGGACCUAACUUAACAUGAGGUGAAACUAGGUCUAUAAAGAUUUUACUUAAUACAUUUCAGUCUUUAGCAUAACAUACUCCACAAUGGAAUCCCACGAAAAUGAACAGUACGUUACAUUUCCUCUUUCUGGGGUACACGAUGGUAUACAAGAUAAUAUUAUAUCUCAUGAGGAGAUAUGUGAACCUGUUGAUGAGUGUGCCCUUCAGGAAGGUCUUACAGAAGUAUCCGUUACGGAUGUCAAUUCUGGUAUUACAGAGGCACAAGUUGCUGUUGAAAUUUUAACGGAACAUUCUGAUGAGGAAGAUGAAAAUCGUGUAGUGUAUCCUAUAUACAUUAAACAGGAAGAGCAACAGCAAUACACAUCUGGAGACGAUGAAUCUAUGGCUGUAGAAGCCCUACGACAACUUGGUGGAAUGUAUCCAUGUUUUGAUGAUAAAAAAGUAUCUUGUCCUAAUUGCACAAACCUUUUUACACAAACUGAGAUGGCCAAACAUCAUACCACAUGUACCCCUACUAAAUUAUCUUGCAUGACUUGUGGGGAAAGAUUUGAAAGGAAAAUGGACUUGAACAAUCAUAUGGUUUGUCAUCAAGUGGAUCGGCCGCAUGCUUGUAGAGCUUGUGGUAAUUUAUUUCGUUCAAAAAGCAGCUUAAGGUGUCAUAUGUUAGAAGUACAUCAAAUAGAAAGACCUCACAAGUGCACAAUAUGUGGAGCAGAUUUUCAGAGGCCUUCCAGUUUAUCUAACCAUAUGAAAAUUCACACGUAUGUUGCUGGACGUGCCAUCAUGCAAUCACAGGGUAAUAGUAUAUCGCAAUCCGAAGAAACAUUUAGAAAAUGGCCAGAAGAUAUGACUGAAUCCCAAAAUAACCAAGUGCCAUCUUCAUCUAUACAAACUGUUCAGACUUACGAUACAGUUAAUUGGACAGUUCCAUCUUAUAAUUUUCACAGUGAACAAUCAACAGUAAAUACUAUAUCCAGUCCUCAAGAAAAAAUAGACACUCUACAUGAGUUUACUGUGAUGCCAAAUGGAGAAGUUACACAGUUUGAAUAUACCCAGCAAAGUAAUAUAAAUAACCAAGUCAAUCAACAAUACAAUCUCUCUUUAAACUCAUUCAAUAAUACAGAUACAAUGGUAAAAGUUGAAACAUUAUCAUAUAAUAGUGAAAAUAGAAGAAAUUAUGUAGGAAUUGAAACAAAUGGUACAAAGCAACAUACUUGUAGACACUGUGGAAUUAGUUUUUCUCGCGCAACAGCAUUGGUGUCUCAUGAAAAAAUUCAUGCAUCUAAAAAUUGGAAUAUGCCAAUUGAAUGUGAAUACUGUGAUAAACAGUUCCAAGAUGGCAAUCAUUUAGCUACUCAUCAAACAACUUGUGCAAAAAAGAUAAUGCAAAAUAAUAUAGAGCAAGGUACACCUAAUAAUAAGUGGGGUAAACACUCGUGUUCCGAUUGUGGUAAAAAAUUUACAACUAAACAGAAAAUGUUCAGGCAUCAAUGGAUUCACAGAAAGAAAACACAUUCCUGUGAGGUAUGUGGGACACAGUUUGAAAAACAGAAUCAAUUGGACGAGCACAGAUUAUCAGCGCAUCCGGGCGAUUCUCCGUUUACUUGUACAGAAUGUGGUAAAAGUUUUGUGUCUCGUCAGGGACUUUGGGAACAUGGUAGAACACAUGCUGGAAGUCCUGCCCAUUUUCAUUGUGACACAUGCUCCAAAACAUUUUCAUCUAGACAGGGUUAUUUAAUACAUCACAGAACUCACACUGGAGAGAGACCAUAUGGUUGUAAAUUUUGUUGGAAAGCAUUUAGAGAUGGUGGAACAUUAAGGAAACAUGAGCGUAUUCACACAGGAGAAAGACCGCAUGUUUGUCCUCUGUGUUCAAGGGCAUUCAAUCAAAAGGUUGUUCUCCGAGAACAUGUCCGAUGGGUUCAUGCAGCUGGGAAAAAUGAAACUGAAGUAACUGGACCUCCUUUCUCUUGUCCCAUAUGCGGUGCUUUGAAUCAAGAUCGCGAUGAAUUAUGCGCGCAUAUCGUUAAACAUUCUGAUCAAAUGAUAGCAGAAGCAAAAGCUAAAACAAAUAAUAAUGCCCCAAAACCUAAGCCAGUUAAAAAAAAAUCAAAAGUAUCUCCAACUACUAGCUUGCAAGAAAAACAGGGGGCUGUAAAUCGUAUGAUUUCUAAAGCUGAACAAAAUGAAGCACUUUUGUCUAUCACAGAAACGGAUAAAUCAGACGACCAGCAAAUUUUAAAUGAUAAGCAAAAUAGUACCUUUCUCGUAGUCACCACGGAAAAACGGAAUGAAAAUUAUAUUGCAAUAUCAGAACUUAAACCUGAUAAUGUACAAUUGAUAGUUAAUGAAAAACAAGAUGAAAAUAUGCAUAUUUCACAAAUUAAUCAUAGCCAUGGGGAAUCUUUAAAUAUGAUCACUAUAGAUAAACAGAACAAUGCAGCUCAUGUAGUUUCCAUAAAACAAAAAGGAACCACACUCCAUCCUACGACCAGUCAUAGUGAAAUAACUACAAUGCAUUUAAUACAAACUUCAAAACAAAAUAAUACUUUGCACUUAAUAUCAAAACAAAACGAAUCAUUACCUGUUCUAACACUACCAAAUCCUCAGGACCAUGAAAACUUUUCCAGUCAAAUUGCACAAAUAAAUAAUAGCGAUAUACCUAUGGAUAUGGUAACACAUCAUUCAACUAGACAAGAUCAAAACGUGAAAGAUCACAAUGAAAUUGGACAAGAAUCAUUAAUGCAAGAGGGAACAUCCCAGACAGCUGUAAUACAAGUUGUACAGUAUCAUCAACACGAAAGCGACGACGGAGACGAAUUAGUCUGUGGUAUUUGUGGAGAAGAUUUUAAUGACAAAACUGUGUUGAUGGAACAUGUUAAGAUUCAUAUAUAAUUACUGUUAAUUUCUUGCUAUCCAAGUUUGUGAUAUUCUUAUGCUAUUAAUGUGACUGUAGGAAAUAAUGAACUUGAACACUUUUUGCAUUGGAAGAAAAAAAUGCUAAAUACAGCUAUUUAAGUAUUAUUUCCAACAAUAGUAGUAGAGCACCAGUUUUCUAUGUGUCCUAAAA
Colletes gigas is the source of this 3371-nucleotide messenger RNA. Its product is annotated as zinc finger protein 595-like. NCBI's taxonomy places the organism in Eukaryota, Metazoa, Arthropoda, Insecta, Hymenoptera, Colletidae. The transcript has a single exon. The record is from RefSeq and is a predicted model, not a curated record. The coding region runs from base 386 to 3196 and encodes 936 amino acids.